GGGAAAAUGCUGUCACGAAGCAUAUGUUGUGAGUCCUCACUUCUUGCUUGUUGUGUUCACUUGUUCACAGGACCACAACCUGCUUGCUCUUAAGCCAUGGAAAAACUGCUGGUUCUUACUUUGAUGGUCGCCAGAGUCUGCGGAUGUGGCCUUCCUACCCACCCUCCUGUGGUGGAACGAGUGGUAGCGGGAGUGGACGUCAGGCCUCACAGUUGGCCGUGGCAGGUGUCCCUCCAGUCAGACAGCAGGGGGCGCUGGAGUCACGUGUGUGGAGGAACUCUCAUCACAGCUGCGUGGGUCCUCACUGCUGCACACUGCAUCAGCAGCAGCCGCUACAACUACAGCGUGGAAGUGGGGAAGCACAGUUUGGAGGCGAGCGAGGAGAAUUCCAUGGUUCGCAGGGCGUCCCAGAUGGUCACCCAUGAAAACUACAACAUCUUUCUCAGCCGUAACGACAUCGCCCUGAUCAAACUCUCCUCCCCGGUGCUCUUGUCUGACACCAUCAUGCCUGCCUGCCUCCCACAGCCCCAUGCUGUCCUUCCCCACGGCACCGCAUGCUACGUCACCGGCUGGGGUCGGCUGUCCACUGACGGCCCGAUGGCUGACAUCCUGCAGCAGGCUCGACUGCUGGUGGUCGGCCGUGACACCUGCUCCCAGCCUGACUGGUGGGGCGUCCUGGCGACGGACAAGAUGGUCUGUGCUGGUGAUGACGGCGUCUCUGCCGGCUGUAACGGAGACUCCGGGGGUCCUCUGAACUGCCAGAACCCGAAUGGCACAUGGAGCGUCCAUGGAGUGGUGAGCUUCGGUUCUGGCCAGGGCUGCAACGUCACCCAGAAGCCAACCGUCUUCACCCAAGUCAGCUCCUACAUGGACUGGAUCAACAAAGUUAUGAGCAGCUACUGACGAGGACGCUCAAUUGUUUGUCAAAUUUAUUUUUUGGGUAUUUUGGCAUACCGUAGCAAAGGGAUUCAUACGGCCUCAAUGCAAUGCAGUCUGCUGAAAACUAUGGAAAACGGCACUCUCGGUAGCAACUGAUGUGUUCAAAGUCGGAAUUUCCACAAAACAUGUUUCAAGACAUCCAACACUCUACUACCGACUGGCGGCUAAAGUGGAUAGUGCCCCCCCCCCCAAUUUGUUGAUGUGUUUCGAAUAAUAACACUGAAUUUAAAAAUGAAUUAAAACACUUUUAAAAAGAGUCCAAAAAAGGUUAAAGCCGCACAAUUUUUAUCUACUGUAUAAACCAGUAGUUCUUAACCUUCUUGGAGGUACCAAACCCCACAAAUUUCAUAUGCACAUUCACCAAAUUCUUCUUUCGUGAAAAAAAUAAAAUAAUAAUAAUUUUAAAUUCAAGACAAAGUUAUGUUUUUGUUUUUUUUAUUGGUGCAUAAAAUGUUUCAUAUGUCAGGUAAACUGCGACAAAUGCGGCUGUACGAAUCCUCUUACUACUGCGUAGCCCAAUGUAACUUUUAAAGACUCAUUUAUAGUCUCCUCUUAAAAUAAACAGGUGUUUAACAAUACUGAAAUAAAACCCAUUGCAAAAUAAUUAACAUAUCAAUUCAUUUCUGCACAGUGCUAGUUGCCUCAAUAACAAAAAA
Molecule: messenger RNA, 1595 nt
Organism: Nerophis ophidion (straightnose pipefish)
Lineage: Eukaryota; Metazoa; Chordata; Actinopteri; Syngnathiformes; Syngnathidae
Product: chymotrypsin-like elastase family member 2A
Exons: 8
Coding region: 97-903 (268 amino acids)
Biological process (GO): proteolysis
Molecular function (GO): serine-type endopeptidase activity
Source: RefSeq, a predicted model, not a curated record